CUUUCAAAGUCAUGACGUCACGUGUUUGGGAUAAAGAAGCUAACUUAACAACUCUACGAUACGCUGUCAUAUUGAGAAAACAUAGCACAUGAUGCAUAUGUUGUGCAGAGUGGGGAAACCUUUGUCAUGUAGCAGUCAGUCUAUUAGUCUCACGGUUCAUCCUUACAAUGGCAGAAAACCAGGAAGUUCGAGAGGCAGCUGGAGUGAAGUACACAUCUCGGACAGUACCGCAAGUAGUCCUGGAUGAAAACAUGAAUAUCGUUUUCUUGUGUCUUGUCUGGACGGGCAAAAAGUGGGGCAGUUGUCUCGCCCAGAUCACUGCUGUGUUUGAAGAGGAUCAUCUGGAAGUGUAUGUAAGGCCUACUUCUACCCAAUCCCUGGAUAGACAGUAUCUUAACUGGAUCGCUGAUCUUGACUGGAAUGGAUCGACCAUGAAGAAAAAAGGCGAAGCUAUUCCUGAAGAUGACGUCCUUGAACUUGGGGCAGCGCUGACUCUCCUGGUGGAAUGGCUCAAGGAGAGGCAACCAGUCGUCUGCGUGAUAAGAGACUUCAUGAUGGUCGACUCGUGCAACCUCGUCGACCUGCUAAUGCAAGCUGGAUUGUACGACGCAUUCGCCCGCGUUUGUCGUGGAUUCGUAAGAGGCUCGGCUAUUUUCAAGGACAAGGGGAUAAAGCCAGGGAUCGUCGUUUUCAAUGCCCGGAAGUUCAGAGAUGCCCUGCAGGCUGUAGGUUGCGACCUGCGGCUCCUCCAGGAAUACUCCAUGAGCGUGGAGAGUGUCCAGGAGUAUUUUGCGGACAAGGAGAAGACAUACUGGGCUCGGACCAGUUUUAAGGCUCUCUUCGACCAGGAUGUGAUCAGCAAAGGCCAUGCUUGGCGGCUGGCGAUUGAUGGAUGGAAGUUUCAGGAUAUGAAGGAGAUCUACAAGGACGACGGCGAGGAGGUCCUCAAGGCCAAGCUCCGUUUAGUUUUCCAGGACGAGUUUGAGAAUCUUCAAGGAAAAGUGAACCCGGACGUUUUAAGCGAAGAAGACAUAAUCGGUAUUUGUAAUUUCUUGAACGAAAACCUUUAAUUGCUUUAUACCGAUUUGCCUUUUUACCCACAUUAUCCAAAAUGUAUUCAUUAUCCAAAAUGUAUUGAUGUUUAGUACAUUGUAUAGCAACGUUUCCCCAACUUUUUUUAGUUGUGACAAGGAAUAACAAGUCCAAUCUUUUCAAUGCUAGUUAUA
Molecule: messenger RNA, 1226 nt
Organism: Penaeus vannamei (Pacific white shrimp)
Lineage: Eukaryota; Metazoa; Arthropoda; Malacostraca; Decapoda; Penaeidae
Source: RefSeq, a predicted model, not a curated record